CCGAGUUCACUUUCUGAAUAUUCAGCUCACAGAAUGAAGUCCACGGUAUGUUUUCUAACACCCUCCCUGUCUGUGUACAUUUCAUCAUCUCCGGAUGUGCUGGGAGGUCGCUGCCAGAGAGAGAACUCUUGGAAAUAAGAAGUGAAUGCUUAGAGUUUGUCACCCCAGACACUUAAUAUAAUGUCUUGGUGUAAAAUGAAUGUUUCUGGUUUCCUUGUUUCGCUGUUUUCACCCCAGAGUGAGUUUACAGAAAACCAACGCACUGCGCUGAAGAUGAUGAUGAUGACGAAAGUGAUGAUAAGGAGGAUGACGUAUGUGUGUGUGUGUGUGUAGGGAAUGUGACCCUAGUUGUUUCUUCAAGUGAACCCCCAUCCCUGUUAAUGGAAAUACCAGGCUAUAUUUGGAGUAGCUGAUGUCACAAGUGGUUGUCGGGGAAGCCUAUAACAGUGUGCGACUGUGUGUGUGUAUGUGUGUGUGACAGCCUGACUAAAGACGGCCACUGCACUAGGAUCUCUCUGGAAACAAAGGCUACUGGGCUCAAAUACUGAGGGUGAGUGUCUGAACCAGGUUCUUUUUGGCAUUAUCUUUCUCUUUGAUUGUCUCACUGGAUGGAGGUUGAUGGUAACGAGGUUCAGAAAUGUGUGGUGCAGCAAAUGAGUUUUAAGGAAGUCUCUACUUUGCUCUUGGUGAUGCAUUUUGGUGUUGAUAUUUGUCAUUGCAGGAGCUUUUAAAAAAAUAUGAGUUUUUUUAUUGCAUGUUGGAAGAGGAGAUACCUUUAUAUUUCUGCCUUUCUGCAAUGAUUUCUGUGUGCUUUUUGUGUUGGGGAACGCUUAGAGAUGGUACCCUGGAUAUUCCAGGAACGCAGCCGUCUCUCUAACUAUGCUUAAUCAGUGUGAGAGUUUAUAAAAUGUAAUGUUUCGUUUUCUUUAAGGAAACCCUCGUGCAAUAUGUAUCACCUGAGACUUCCCAUGCUUCUAAUCAUCCCGCUUGUCCUGCUGCCGUGCGUGAUCACCGCCCCUAGCAACAGGUACUUCAGCCCCAUAUCAAGCGGGCAGGAAAGCGCACCCCCGGAGAGAGAAGACUGGCUACUGCCAGAAUGGGUCUCCAACCCAUUCCUCAGCCUCGUGGGUGCACGUCCCCAGAGAGGGCUCCCAGCAGUCAACAGCCACCACAUAGAGAAGCGGAAAUGCAACACCGCCACCUGUGUGACCCAGCGACUGGCAGACUUCCUGGUUCGCUCUAGCAACACCAUUGGUACCGUUUACGCCCCCACUAACGUGGGCUCCAGCACCUACGGAAAAAGAGAGCUGCUGCAGCCACCCAGCUACUUUCCUCUUUAGGACUGGAGACAACUGUAGUUACUGUAGAAUAGCAGCCGCUAGAUUCACUUCAUGUAAAGACAACAUGUAUACUAUUGAAAAAUAAUUCAAAUCUGGGAUUAAACUUUUCUUUUUUUUUUACAAUAAAACAACAGUGCCUUUGGUGAAAAAAAUAUUAAAAUUAAAUACGAAUGUUGGUAGGUUAUUGGUACACAGAUCAGACUGGGGAAGAUGUUUAAGGCAGUCGUGCAACACAACCCAAAUAUGGCAUGUGAAUCAAAUGUACUGUAAAAAAAACAACCAAAAAAGUAAAAUGAUGUAAAGGCAUAUGAAAUUCAAAUUGUGUCCUUC
Osmerus eperlanus (European smelt) is the source of this 1670-nucleotide messenger RNA. Its product is annotated as calcitonin gene-related peptide 1. The transcript is spliced from 3 exons. Gene Ontology annotation, cellular component: extracellular region. Lineage: Eukaryota; Metazoa; Chordata; Actinopteri; Osmeriformes; Osmeridae. Gene Ontology annotation, molecular function: hormone activity. The coding region runs from base 948 to 1340 and encodes 130 amino acids. The record is from RefSeq and is a predicted model, not a curated record.